AUGAUGUUCUCUGACGAUAUCAACUUUUUGUCUCAAUCGACCCAGUGCAUCCACAUGACCCGACUUAAAAACUAUUGGUCACGUCCUGUGUACACCUCCAUCGAUCAACAACACGGCCUCGUCCACAAGCAGCAGCUCACAGGCUAUUCAAAGCCGUCAGGCAACAAUAUCCGAUGGUUGGAGGUGCAACCUAAGAUCCCGGCGACACCGUUUGCCACCCCCGAGGGGUGCGGAUACAAGCGGGAACAUGACCAGUGGAUGCGCAUCUGGCCAGCACUUCUGGAAUUGCCUUACUUGCAGCGGUUCACUCUCUGGCUCGACCACAAAGAGGAGCUCAACUGGGAUGUGGUCGGCGAGAGGGAUACGUUGCAGAACUUAUCAGACAUAAUGCCCACUUUAAAGAGUCGCAACGUGCGAGUUAUCGUCAAGCUUCCUGAAGUAUGUGAUGAGGAGCUCAACACGGACGGCGAGCAUUUCAUCAAAGAGCUACCGGAGUUUGAACUCCAGAGACGUACGCAUCUCCCACUGGUUAAAAUCCCACAGAAUGGAGUAGGGGACUACGUGGUUAGCUGGAACCACAACAAGGACAAUGGGCAUGCGCCUCCUGAACUUCGUUACCUCCAGGAAAGCUAUUACGGUAUGCUCAAUAUUGAUGUGUUUCAUCUUUUGGAAUAUGAUCUGAACAGUUUCGAGUUCAGAGAGCAUCCUCUGUUGGGUCUAAUUUUUCAAAAUGACCAUGACCUCAUCCAAGCCCAAUACUGA
Colletotrichum spaethianum is the source of this 762-nucleotide messenger RNA. RefSeq lists its product as uncharacterized. NCBI's taxonomy places the organism in Eukaryota, Fungi, Ascomycota, Sordariomycetes, Glomerellales, Glomerellaceae. The transcript is spliced from 3 exons. The record is from RefSeq and is a predicted model, not a curated record. Bases 1 to 762 code for a protein of 253 amino acids.